AUGAUUGGAGAUCAAGAAUUCGGAUUUUUUGCCAACAUGCUAGGCAUUUUCAUUUUUAUCAUGGUUAUUGCUUACCAUUAUGUGAUGGCUGAUGCAAAAUAUGAAGGCAACUAAAAUUUGCCGUUCUAGCCUGAAUAAUUUUGAUACCAUGUCAGAUUUAUUAGCUCAGCUGUGUUGGAAGUUUGGAGUGUACUUUUGAUUAAACCAUAAAUGACCCAUAUUGCUAUUCCAUUAGCAACUAUAGUGGUGGAUGAUGUGGUUGUGAAAAUAUCAACAUUCUAUUACGAUUUGGAUACUCGAAAUUACAGAAAAAAAGAAUACACUCUUUCAAUGUA
Mangifera indica (mango) is the source of this 335-nucleotide messenger RNA. Its product is annotated as dolichyl-diphosphooligosaccharide--protein glycosyltransferase subunit 4A-like. The record is from RefSeq and is a predicted model, not a curated record. NCBI's taxonomy places the organism in Eukaryota, Viridiplantae, Streptophyta, Magnoliopsida, Sapindales, Anacardiaceae. Bases 1 to 114 code for a protein of 37 amino acids. The transcript has a single exon.